UCUCUCUUUCUCCCUCUCUCUCUCUCUCUCUGGUCAGUAGUUAGAGUCAGUUCUCUCUUUCUUUCUCUUUCUUCACUCCUGCAGGAAACAUGUUAGUUUUCGAAUUAAAGUCGCUGUUUGUGUAUCUGCUGCUGUUUCCGGCCGCGCUGCUAUCCAAAGGCCAAGUUUACGCACAACCUGAAGCUGAAGUGACUGAUGAAGCGUCAGACACUGCGGUGGAGGAAGAGGAUGAGGAUGAAGAGGAAGUUCUGGUGGAAGAACCUCAGACAGGAGACGGGGAUGUUGACGAUGCUGAUGGUGUAGAUGAAGAUUCCCAAAGUGCAGAUGUGACAUCUCACCCUGAUGCAGACACCACCAUCAUCUUCAUCACAGGAGAAGAGUUUCCAGCCAAUGAGAUCGUGAAGUUUCUGGUUGGUUUCACGAAUAAAGGCAGUCAGGAUUUUACAGUUCGCUCUCUCGAGGCGUCGUUCCGUUACCCACAGGACUACCAGUUCUACAUCCAAAACUUUACAGCUCUGCAGUUGGAUGCCGUGGUGCAGCCGGAGAACCAGGCGUCGUUUGAAUACUCGUUUAUUCCUGCACAGCCGAUGGCCGGCCGUCCGUUUGGUCUUGUCAUUCUGCUCAACUACCACGACUCUGAGGGAAAUAUUUUCCAGAGUGCCAUUUUUAACCAGACCGUGACCAUCACUGAACUGGAUGAGGGUCUGGAUGGAGAGACGAUGUUCAUGUACAUCUUCCUCGGCGGUUUGGUCUUCCUGAUACUCUUCGGCAUGUAUCAGGUUCUGGAGUCUCGCACGAGGAAGCGAGUUCCAGUGAAGGUUGAAAUGGGAACCGGGGGGAUGAACGACGUGGACAUUAGCUGGAUUCCACAGGAAACUCUCAACGUCAUGAAUAAAGCGUCUCCGAGAGCUUCACCGAGAAAACGUGCCACGAGAACAGCCGGCGCCACAGAUCAGUAACAACCACAUCAACAAAAACAUCAUCAACAACAACAACAUCAACAACCACAGCGUCAUUACAUUUCAGCAGUUUUACCUUCUACAACUUCAUUUCACGCUCACAGUUUCCCUAAAAGCACUGUGCGAAUGUUAAACUCUUCUUCUUCUAAACAUUUCACGAAUUUCUGAAGAAGUGUCUCAGCAGCUCCACUGCAGUUCUGAUGAAUCUUCUCAACAGGAACAGGAAGAUGUCAUCAUGAGCUCCACCUCGAACUGCAGAACCAUGCAAAAACAUUGUGAUCACAUAUAACACCAGUGUUGUGUUGUAGUGUUUGGUGUAUGUUCCAUUUAGGAUGCAGCCCAUGGAGAAGAUCAGCAGGAUUAUGGUUUUAUUCCCAAACUCUGUGUGUUUCAGUUUUAGGUUUAAUUAUGAACAAAUUUAACUCUUAAAAUAUAUGACUGAAACACAUUUAGUAUAAACACUAAGUUUUCCUACAAACACCCAAACCAGUGUAAACGUAAGUGUUGAUGAGCAUUAUUACAUCAGUGUUUAUUACAUCAGUGUCUGGUUAUAAAAAUGAUCAGGACUGUGUGUGUGACAUGAAAUCCUCACAAUGCUAAACUGGUGUCUAUUAGCUUCCAUUAUUUGUUAGCUACAUUAGCCUCAUAGCUUCAUUGUGAAACUAGAGGCAGAAUUCACACACUGAACAUGUCUCUGAUGUUACAUUUUGAACCAAAAAGACAAUAAAAUGGACCAAAUAUGGUACAAGACCAGAAUACUGAAAAUGAAUAAAAUUUCUCAGUUUAUAGUUCA
Molecule: messenger RNA, 1752 nt
Organism: Ictalurus punctatus (channel catfish)
Lineage: Eukaryota; Metazoa; Chordata; Actinopteri; Siluriformes; Ictaluridae
Product: translocon-associated protein subunit alpha
Exons: 9
Coding region: 90-959 (289 amino acids)
Cellular component (GO): endoplasmic reticulum; endoplasmic reticulum membrane
Source: RefSeq, a predicted model, not a curated record